GGUGCAGUGUCUGGGUCUGUGCAGGCCACCGACCGGCUGAUGAAGGAGCUCAGGGAUAUUUACCGAUCACCAAGUUUCAAGGGCGGAUACUAUGCAGUUGAACUAGUGAACGACAGCCUGUACGAUUGGAACGUCAAACUCCUGAAGGUUGACGAGGACAGCGCUUUGCACAAUGAUCUCCAGAUCCUCAAAGAGAAAGAAGGAACAGAUUUCAUCCUCCUGAACUUCUCCUUUAAAGACAACUUUCCUUUUGAUCCACCGUUUGUAAGGGUCGUGUCCCCGGUGCUGUCAGGGGGGUACGUUCUGGGUGGCGGUGCCAUCUGCAUGGAGCUACUUACAAAACAGGGCUGGAGCAGCGCCUACUCCAUCGAGUCGGUCAUCAUGCAGAUCAGUGCAACUCUGGUGAAAGGGAAGGCACGAGUACAAUUUGGAGCCAACAAGAACCAGUACAGCCUGACAAGAGCACAACAGUCCUACAAGUCCCUGGUUCAGAUCCAUGAGAAGAACG
This is a messenger RNA of Antrostomus carolinensis (chuck-will's-widow), 508 nucleotides long. RefSeq names its product ubiquitin-conjugating enzyme E2 Q1. The transcript has 7 exons. The annotation marks the transcript as partial. Lineage: Eukaryota; Metazoa; Chordata; Aves; Caprimulgiformes; Caprimulgidae. The record is from RefSeq and is a predicted model, not a curated record.